UGUCUUUUUCAUUCUUUACUUUCCAGCCUGAGACACGAGAUUGAAAAUGACAGCUCAGAACAUUCCUGCAGAAGAACUAUCCUGUGACAUGGAGGUGGAAGGAUUUACGAGGGAGGGUCCUCAUUUCUCCAUUCUAGGUGAAAGUUGGGACUGUGAGAACCAAGAGGGUCAUUUGAGGCAAUCAGCUGUAACUCAGGAGGAACCAGGAGCUCAGGAAGCAGUUCGUGAAUAUCCUGGGUUUGGGGAGCAUUUGAGUGUGAGCCCAGACCUUCCACAACAUCAGAGAGUUUCUGCAGCAAAUGGUUUCCAUGUACACAGCUCAGAUGUUAAAAGUCUAAAUUGUGACCCAGCUUUACACAGUUGUCAGAAAAGCUGUAUAGCUAAGAGAACAGGUAACAGUGACACUUGUGGGAAAGCCUUCAACCAUCCCAUGGAAGUUUUUCAGUUUGGAAGAACUCAAACUAGAGAGAAACCCUAUAAACAUGUUGAAAGUGUGAAGCCUUUUAACCAUUUUGCCUCUCUUGGUGAGCAAAAAAUAAUGAAAAGAGGUAAGAAACUGUAUGAGGGUAAGGACUUUGGGGACAUCUUUGCCCUGAGUUCAUCUCUUACUGAAAACAGGAGGAGCGGCCCUGGAGAGAAGCUGUAUAAAUGUGCUGAAUGUGGCAAGUGCUUCAAACGGAACUCUUCUCUUGUUUUGCAUCACCGAACUCACACUGGAGAGAAACCUUAUACCUGUAGUGAGUGUGGAAAAUCCUUCUCCAAGAACUACAACCUGAUUGUACAUCAAAGAAUCCAUACAGGAGAGAAGCCCUAUAAAUGCAGUAAAUGUGGGAAAGCCUUCAGCGAUGGGUCAGCUCUGACGCAACACCAGAGAAUUCACACUGGGGAGAAACCUUACGAAUGCUUAGAAUGUGGAAAAACCUUCAACCGAAAUUCAUCCCUGAUUCUGCAUCAAAGGACUCAUACAGGGGAGAAACCGUAUAGAUGUAAUGAGUGUGGGAAACCUUUCACCGACAUCUCUCACCUCACCGUGCAUCUCAGGAUCCACACUGGGGAGAAGCCCUACGAAUGCAGCAGGUGCGGAAAGGCCUUCCGAGACGGCUCUUACCUCACUCAGCAUGAGAGGACGCACACUGGAGAGAAGCCCUUCGAAUGUGUGGAAUGCGGGAAAUCCUUCAACCGGAACUCUCACCUCAUCGUGCAUCAAAAAAUCCAUUCUGGGGAGAAACCCUAUGAGUGUAAUGAAUGUGGGAAAACUUUCAUUGAGAGUGCUUACCUCAUCAGGCACCAGAGGAUCCAUACUGGCGAGAAGCCCUAUGGCUGUGACCAGUGUCAGAAGCUUUUCAGGAACAUUGCCGGCCUCAUCCGUCACCAGAGGACUCAUACUGGCGAGAAGCCCUAUGAGUGUAGUCAGUGUGGCAAAGCUUUCAGGGACAGCUCCUGUCUGACCAAGCACCAGAGAAUUCACACUAAGGAGACCCCAUACCAGUGUCCAGAAUGUGGAAAGUCCUUCAAGCAGAACUCUCACCUGGCAGUGCAUCAGAGACUCCACAGCAGGGAGGGUCCCAGCCAUUGUCCUCAGUGUGGGAAAGCAUUCAGAAGGAGCUCUUCCCUCAUCCGGCACCAAAGAUCACACCCGGGAGAACAGCCUGUGGACACUUCAUGAACUUGGGCCACACUUGUCUUCCAACUUGCUGUCAAAAACCUGUGUGAAGGAGCAGCGUCUUCAGGGCUGGCUCCUCCCUGUCAGUGGAAAAGACUGCUUUGAGCUAUCCAGUGCAUCGGUGGAUAUGAAACAGUCCU
Vicugna pacos (alpaca) is the source of this 1803-nucleotide messenger RNA. NCBI's taxonomy places the organism in Eukaryota, Metazoa, Chordata, Mammalia, Artiodactyla, Camelidae. The record is from RefSeq and is a predicted model, not a curated record.